Messenger RNA from Xyrichtys novacula (pearly razorfish), 8656 nucleotides. The record is from the annotation of a GenBank genome assembly. NCBI's taxonomy places the organism in Eukaryota, Metazoa, Chordata, Actinopteri, Labriformes, Labridae.
GUGGGUGUUAAGGACAUACUGGAGUGCAUUAUACUGACAGGUGCUCCUAAUAAUCUGCUUCUUUUGUUAAUUUAGAGGGCAUACAAUGAAUGUGACUUGCAUAAUCUUUGCUCUGUGCACACAAAUAUUAAAAAAAAACAAUGUCUUUAUUUACAAAUACAAUAACACAUAAUACCAAUGGAGGUAGGUUUUCCAUUAUUCCCACGAGAAACAGUGUGCAAUGGUAAAUGUCAGUUAUAGGGAUGCUUUCCAUGUUUGCCCCACCAGACAAUGCGACUGUCAUGGUGGCCUAAAAUUACACUUUAACAGACUGAGCAAUUGUUGUCUUAUUUAACACGAUGUGCUUUGUUAUAUUCCUCUAAAUCCAUACCCUGUGAUGACAGUCUGCUUUGUUCUUCUACAUAAACUCUCCUCUGCAUAUUCCCCAUCUGUUCGUGUUGCUGCUAACACUGCUCCUUAUCGUAAAGCGCACUCUGGCUAACUAACUACUUAUCGUGCUUUUGGCUGCACGUCGUGAGGAGAUAACAAAAUAGCAAUGUAAUUACACAAAAUACGUUCAGUUGGAAUAACGGAGAAGCCGUGACACUUAAAGAACAAAGACACCAUCAGAGUGCGAUGUUAGCUUAUUAAACGGUACUAGUUUGGUCGAAGAGCAAACACUACAAGCUAGCUAAUGUUAGCUUUUCCAGUUUAACGCCGGCACACUUCAUGUAAUAUUCACAAAAAGCGAACGACAGCUGCUUUCAAGGAGAGGAACGUGUUUUUCAAUCGAUUCCUGACUGUAAGGAUGAAGAGGUCGGUGGGAUGCAGACUUCCUAGUUAAGGUUAGCAGAAGACACCUCUUUACCUUUGAGUGGAGAAGCGAGCGCCAUGAUGACUUCUGAAAUCAACACGACCCGAUCUCACCGCCGCACUGCCCCGACUGAGCUGACCAAUGCGAACACGGGCUUCCACGGUCACGCCUAUUCAUCGAUAAACCCCACAAAUCAAAGAAAAAACAUACAAAAAUGCGCUUUAUCGAAACAAACUCGGUCAAAGAGGUAAUCGGUUCGACCGUCACUCAUACAGGAAAUCGACCAGUCGUUCGAGAACGUCUGCGUUACUAGGCAACCGUUAUGUCCAUCUUCGCUAAAUGACGUUCCUUUAUGACGAUUUUCUCUCCAAAAAAUGUUUUAAAUCAUCGUAUACAUUUUUAUAAAGCAGGAGAAUACGUCCACAAAACAACUGGUGCAACUUUUAGCCAUGUUCCAGUAGUCUGUUUACUUUUUGUUGACAGUUGGUACACAAAAGUAGAAACUAGUACACAAAAUGAGAAAAUAAACUAUAAUUUAAAGAGUUUGCAAACUCAGUAGAAAUCUGUUUGGGUUUUACAUGGGCUAUUUUGUUGUUUUACCAAACAGAUAUUGAAGUAAAGAUGUUAGAGAAGCAGAGUGGCUUUAGUUGAGUGACUGAUACCAUGGCCUCCACAUUCAAAAGGUUAAAUGAGUACAAGUCCAGUUCACUUGUUUUAUUUAAUAAGAAAAAUAUCACGGUUUAACUUUAAUUUGACUUUGUCUUUUUCACUUAAUGAUUUUUUUUAGUUCCCUGGAAAGAUAAAUUUGAGAACAUGACUGUACAUGUUUAGGGCCGACUGGGCCUUUAAAAGUGCCGUCGUAUGACAUCCCACGUGACAGUACGGUUGCAGCCGUGCUGCCUUCAGGCUCCCCCCGUCUUCAGAAAACUUAUUACACAAAUCCAAUCUAGUUAAACUGGUAGCUCUUUAACUGGUAGGCCAUAUUUGAUACAUACUUUUAUGGUACUUCUAUCAAAUUAAUAUGAUCAAGAAAUAACAAAAAAAAAAAAAAAAAAAAACACGAGAACACAGUCCAAUAAAUGAUAAAAUUGUGGUCUAUCAGUUUCCAAAAACAUCUAACGUAUCAAACAAGAUAAACAAGCUGUUUGUUAAAUUUUAAGGACAUUUUAGUUUUAUUGUUUUUCAGUAGUAAGUGAAAUAAACAUUUCAGCUCCAAAAAAAAAAAAAAAAAAAAAGAAUUUUCUGGCCAUAAUUUGUAGUUCCAGGCAAAUGUCUCAUUAACAUCAGUUCAAACAAACAAAAAUCUUUAUUUUUAACUACUUCUUUUAAUAAACACAAAAUGACUGUGCUUGGUGGAAAGAACAUGUGUAAAAGGCAACUCCACUGCCAUUCUUACCGAUGAAAUGAGUGCGGGUGAGUGUCCACAGUCGCAUACUCAAAAUCUUGACCGAUUUGAGUACGUCAUCCGGGUACUUUUGCAUACUCAAUUUUUGCAUACUAUCCAUACUUUUUUCCAUUUUGAGUUGAGUAAAGUCAAAAUCUUAAGUAUUUAGUAUGGAAGUAUGAGAUUUGGGACACACCACAGGUCCCCCAAAACAAAGAUUUAUGAUUGGUCAGGAUAUAUCUAUUAUUCCACAAGGGUAUAUUCCAGUAAAGGAGAACUUGUUGGUGAUAAUCUGAAAGUUUCACAGGCAGUUUACAUAUAUCACAGACACAACGCAACAAAAAAUCAUUUAACGUUGUGGUUGUUGAGUUUCCCUCUAAAUUCCUACGCUAGAACUGGGACCCUGAAUGCAACACUAUCGUCAAAUACAUUAAACCUCUUGCUAAGUUAACAAACUGUCCCAAAUUCAUCCUUGGUGGGAAACUGUUUACAGAUUGCACAACUUUGUUUCACCUCGGGAUAAUUCCUGGUCUUAAUUACGGUGGAAUGUUAUGAAAUUUACCUAUGACCUUUCACCUCAGACCAUGUUUGUUCGCAGCAGUAAUGGACGGAAGCUUUGACCCACCUUGCAGCAGCAGCAGCAGCAGAAGAGGCCGUAUGAGUUCAACACAACUGCUGCGACUGUGGAGGCGGAACCGGAGUGACAUGACCCCCUCACAGGUAAGUUUAAUCGGUGUGUUUCAUAAUCAAUGUGCUUUUUUGAUUUCCUAUCACUUGUGUUGUUAGCCACAUUAGCUGGUUAGUGCACACACCCCACGGUACACACUGACAUUGCACGUGCUUCCUCUUUGCUUCGCCAGCUGUUGCAAAACAAUAAAAAUGUCUGGUUAUCACUCAGGAUGAUCACACGGACAUGUUAGAGAGCUGUACCAGGUUUCCAAUGAGAAAUUCAACAUUUAAAAAGACAAUGAUUAAUAAGGGGUUUGAUAUUUAGACACCAGCUGCAGUGAAGGCUCCAUGCCUCGCACACUUGUGUACAUUUUGUUCUAGUCUGCAUGCUGGUCCAUGCACUCAGUCUUGCCCUCUUUCUACAGUAUUUUCAUACAGCAGAGAUCUUCACCAAAGCAUGCAGUUUCCGCGUUGAUCCAGGCAGUUACACGAACCUGCAUUCUCCUCUGUGGAUCAUGUGUGAUAGGUUUUGCUGAUAGCGCAGGUCAUGCAGACAAUGCUUUGCGCUGUGACAUGUCUGUCAGGUCUAUCAGGUUUUAACUUGUACUCUAAUCAUGGUAGACAUUUAAGUCUUUUAGGUGAAGUAAGGUACGCCAGUAUUACACCUAGUGUAAUGCAGCAGUGAGGAAUGUGUAAAGGGUUAAUGAAGGUCUGAAUGAAUUAGAAGAAGCUCCUACACUGUGGACUCUAGUGAACAGAUGUCUUGUUAUCUACCAUCUGUAACAAUACGUGGUAUAAUAACCUCAUAAUACAAAUUUACAAAGGUCUUAAUCUUGUUGCAGUAGUUAGUCAGGACUAGGGCUGGGCGUUAAAACGAUGACGAUAUAUAUUUUAAAUUAAUAUCCCUCAAUAUCAAUAUAAAACAUGGUUGAUAUCCUUUAUAAUAGUCGGCAUUCUGCCAUGUUUUGGUAGACUAUACGAAUAGUCAAUGAAAAGGGGAGUCGCUCCGGGUUUGCUUCACGCUGAACCAAUCAUGUGCUAAAUUAGAGCCAACCACGCGCAAUGCAAAAGGUUACAAACCCCAACCGGAGCAAGGAGCCCACAGCGCCUGUGCAGCCGAAACAGCUGACCAUUCAGUUGGGUUUCUCUAGUGCAAUGCCUUACGACAAAGAACCUCACAGAUGCAGUAGCUCAUUGUAUUGAAAAAGACAUGUUACCAAUAAGUACUGUGAAAUUUAUGUCACGAUAUAUAUCAAUAUCGCCCAGCCCUAGUCAUGACUCAAGGACUGAAGCAGGCAUGAGGAGGAUUGAGAAGGUCAUCAAAGCCCCAGAGACGAGUUUUUUAAUGUUUAUGAAAUACAAUGAAAUCCAUGUUGAUGCGUUCUUAUGACAAACAAAAGCAAACCAGACCAUCAACGACAAAACUGAUGAUUUUCAUACUUUAAUUUUUAAACCUUAAACAGGUGUGAGGGGGAGGUGUUAAUGAAGAACCAGUGCUGGUUUACAAUUUCCACAUUAAAUAUUCAUGAUUAAAGACACACAUGACUGCCGAAAAGCAGCAGGUAGAGAUUUUCUGUCAAAAGUUACUACUCAAGCAUCGAGAGGACACGAUAAGCAACGAUAACUUUGUCUACAGGGGGCGCCAUACCGACACAAACUGGUAGUUCCUCAAAGUAGCUUUAAAGGGAUAUUCCGGCAUAAAAUUAAUUUAGGGUCAAACACACCAUAACACUGAGUUAGACACCUCGAGAGAUGAAUGUUGCCGACCGCUUGCUUCUUCAGUUAUACCAACUUCAGUAACGACCGCAGGAUAGCGAUACACAGCGGUCUGAGGAGCCAUAAACAAACCUCAACCAAAACGCCACUCUAUAGCCACAAAUAAUGGAAUAUCCCUUUAAAAAUCUUGCCACAUUUUCACUUUUUUUGAAGGUUGAAUAAUAUCACCAAAACAUUGUUUUUUAAAUCAACAGAGCAUAGUUAUUAUAACUGUAGCCUCUCUGUGUGAACUGCAUUGUCCAUGCAGUGGUCUUAGUGCGCAGAUAUGUGGUGAUAAUGAGGCGCUGAAAUCAAUAAAUAAACACUUUGUAGGUUAUUUUGUCUGAACUUCACUCAUGCAGAAUGUUCUUGGUUGCAGGAGUGAUGGACAUUGGAUGGUUAAUAGCUGCAGGUUCGAGGCUUUAGGGGUGCAGCACUGGCCUGGCUGGCACCAUGCAGCAGAAAGGCGCGAUCAAAAUCAUAGAAUGGGAGGACCUGGACAAGAGGAAGUUCUACUCCCUGGGUGUGUUCAUGACCCUGACCACCAGAGCCACGGUCUACCCGGCCAGCCUCAUCCGCACCAGGCUCCAGGUGCAGAAGGGAAAGGCCCUCUACUCCGGCACCUUCGAUGCUUUCUGCAAGAUCCUGCGAGCUGAAGGCGUGCGAGGCCUCUACCGUGGAUUCAUGGUCAACACAUUCACCCUGGUCUCAGGACAGGCUUAUAUCACCACCUAUGAACUGGUGCGCAAGUAUGUGUCCCACCACUCGCCCAGUAACACAGUGAAGUCAGUGGUUGCAGGAGGGGCUGCAUCCCUGGUGGCGCAGACCAUCACUGUCCCCAUAGAUGUGGUGUCUCAGCACCUGAUGAUGCAAGGACAGGGCGAGCACCUGACUCGCUUCAAGGCCAAACCCAAGAUGAUGCUUGCAGCAAGUAAGCGCAGACUGACUUUCGGGCAGACCCGGGACAUUACAGUGCAAAUAUUUGCAGAAGAUGGCUUCAGGGGGUUUUACAGAGGCUAUGUGGCGUCUUUGCUCACGUACAUCCCUAACAGUGCUCUCUGGUGGCCUUUUUAUCACUUUUAUGCAGGUAAGACAGUCAGGUAGUUGUGGAUUAAUAGCUACAUAGAUGUAAGACUGUGACAGAAAUCUCGUACACAGCUCUGACUGUCUUAGUUUAAGAGCUUUCUACAAAUAUACUCACUCUGUUUUGUCUUCCCUUUGUGUCCUCAGAGCAGCUUUCCUAUUUGGCACCCAGUGAGUGUCCCCAUCUGAUUCUGCAAGCUUUGGCCGGACCAAUGGCAGCAGCGACCGCCUCCACCAUCACCAACCCCAUGGAUGUUGUUAGAGCACGAGUACAGGUAGAUACCACCGCCAUGGUGCAGCGCAGAGACACUACAAUUUCACCUCAAGGCAGUAAAACAUUAACUCAUUAGUUUGACUUUUUAUCUAACUUUUGGAAGAAAGGAAGUCUUGAAGAUGGCUUGAAACUUUAAUUUUUACAGCUCCAGUGACGCAAUAUCUCAUAAAGGAGACCUAUUACACUCGUUUUAACCUUUUAUUAUCCACUAACACACAGGUGCUUGGCUCUGGGGUUCAGGUUUUUUACAAAAUUUGGCCCCCAUUCAGAGGUCUCUCUCAUCCCAGUUAGAGCUUGAGUUAGCUCCGCUUCUCCAACUCUCACUUCCUCUCUUAAAACAUUACUCAACAGUUUCUCAACCAGGCUGUGGUUACAGGCUGGCUGGACAGCUGACGGGCAUGUUGAGCUGGUGUUUUUGAAGAUUAUCAGUUUCCAUCUGGCACUCUAAGUGUAAAACAGGCAUGUCCAAACUAUUCCACAAAGGGCCGUGUGGCUGCAGGUUUUUCUUCCAACCAAUCAAGAGCAGCAGUCUGACCAAUCAGCUGUCCGAAGACUGAGGGUACCGUAUUUUUCGCACUAUAAGGCGCACCUGAUUAUAAGGCACACCAUCAAUGAACACGUCUAUUCGCGUCUAUCUUCAUACAUAAAGCGUGCCGGAUUAUAAAGCGCAUUAAGCCAAAUAAAACAGUUAGAUAAGUCAAACUUUAUUUAACUCAUUCAAUAACUCAGUGAGGCUACGGUAGCUGCAGUGCUCUGACAAGCUAAAAGGAUUUUAAGUGCGCCUUAUAGUGCGAAAAAUGCGGUAGAUAUUGUCCUGAUUUUUUUUAAUGAUUUUGAUUGUAACAUUUCUUUGCAUAUAACAGGAAAUGUAACACUCUUUUGUUUCAGGUGGAAGGUCGAUCAUCUGUUAUCGAGACGUUCAAGCAGCUGCUGGCAGAGGAGGGCGUCUGGGGGAUGACCAAGGGGCUGUCCGCCCGCAUCAUUUCCUCCACGCCCACGUCGGUGCUCAUCGUGGUGGGGUACGAGACUCUGAAGAGACUGAGCCUUCGCGCUGAUCUGAUCGAGUCCAGACACUGGUGAGAAGACCAGAGACGAACCAGAAUUCACCUCAGUUUAGGCGGGGAGGUACCCGGGUCUGAGUCCCAGGUCUCGCUCGGCUGUGUAGCUGCUUCUGUGAGCCGUUAGUGGAUCCGUUAAGUUCUGAUGUGACGCAGCAGAGUUCAAGUGUUGAUGUUUGUCUUUGGGUACAUUUAGGAGUUGUUGUCAUCAUGUCUGUGUUUGCUGUUUCUUCUGACCUUUUUUUAAAUGAAAGGGUUACCGUGAAACAUGAAGAUAAAAGUGAAAGCACUGAUUGAUAACAGAGUAAAUUAUGUCUCCUUCUAUGAAUGUAGUUGAAUCCAGCCCCCCUUUUUGAUCUCUGCCUCCUGUACUCUUCAUUUGAACCUUAUGAUAUAACCUUAUAUGUGUAAUCUCUAAUACCUGGACUCUAAGCAGUUGAGGGUUUUUAUCUUUUUUCAGAUAUUAGUGCAUCCAGGUCGCUUAAGCUUGUGCACAGUUUGAGUUUACAAUCAAGCCUCUGCUUGUUUUUAAAAAAGGCAGUAAAUCACGACGUGUGUUCGAGAGUUUCCAGUGUAAUGAUGAGUUUUUCGAUUUGCCAAAAAGCGGAAACACAAACGAAGAGCAGAAAAAGCUUGAAAGCUGUGUGCAUUCCAGUGAAAAGAGGAUUUUGUGAAACACUUCACCUUUCUCGAGGCUUGAAAAACAAGAUCUGAUAUUGAUUAAACCAAUCAGUUAUCCUCAAUAUAUGAUGAGUAAAUUAGAGUACUAAAGGUGUAUUAAAACUAGCUUUUUCUGUACACUUUUAGGGGGAAAAAAAUCAUGUUUAGCACAAGUAUGUAUCUUAAAAUGUGGCCCAAGUGUAGCUCAAUCUUAAGCCUUUCUUUAUUGAAUCUGUGUCUGUCUGUAAAGUAAGCACUGCAGGUUUGGAGAUGAAAUGUUGUCGGGGCCAAUCAGGCAGGUUAGUUUCUGCAAAGAUUUUAGUUUCUGUCUGUGUAUGUGGACUAAAAAACACAGUCUGGAUCUUCAAGAGGUGUAGAGACUCAGAGGUCCAAACUUCAUCAACAGGAGGGAUUCAGGAUUUUCAAGUGGAUCACAAGUCGGCUGUGUGAUUUCAACAAUUUGGGUGAUUUGGGGUUAAAUCUGCCGUCACUGCACUGCCAUCCUGCUGCUCUUUCAAAGUGAAUCCACAACUCCAAAACCAGCAGAUACAAGAAGACUCCACAGUUGCCUUCAGCUUCAACGGAAUGAGCGAGAAGUGCAUCACAAGGCUCCAGUGAUAACAGCCGUGAAAUGCAGUCGGAGCGGCACGUACACGCAGCCACAUUUAGCAAUGACUUGAACUGCCAGGAAAACAUCUCCACUGAGGUUUUCUUCUUUUUAUAAACUCUUAUUAGCAGUGUCACAGAAGAAACUUGGACUCUUUAUUUCCUCCAGUACCUGAACUGAUGUGAUUUUAUGUCCUGAAAAUUGAAUAUGAUGAACUUUCACCUGUCUGGAGGAGAGGUGCUACUUAUUUACCAACUACCUGCUGUGUGUGCUGUUAUAGGAGGAUUGUAAAGAAGUACAGUUUGAUGUGUUUUAAACAUGCACAACUUGUGGACCUUUGAUGACAUGUAAUAAAGAGUUUUGAAUCACUGCA